Gadus chalcogrammus (walleye pollock) is the source of this 954-nucleotide messenger RNA. Its product is annotated as homeobox protein orthopedia B-like. The record is from RefSeq and is a predicted model, not a curated record. NCBI's taxonomy places the organism in Eukaryota, Metazoa, Chordata, Actinopteri, Gadiformes, Gadidae. The transcript has 3 exons. Bases 1 to 954 code for a protein of 317 amino acids. Gene Ontology annotation, molecular function: DNA binding; DNA-binding transcription factor activity, RNA polymerase II-specific. Gene Ontology annotation, biological process: regulation of DNA-templated transcription; neuron differentiation.
AUGCUUUCCCAUGCCGACCUCCUGGAUGCUCGGCUCGGGAUGAAGGAUGCGGCGGAGCUACUCGGACACCGAGAAGCUCUUAAGUGCCGACUGGGAGGGGUGCAGGACCAGGGGCAUCCGGGGGAAAUGGCCCCUGGUCCGGACUCUGUAGAGGGGAGCACUCUUUUGCCCGGAGACGACAUCUCGUCUGUGGGAUCCAACGCAACCGGCAUGCAGGUGAACGGAAAAGACCAAGAUAAACAACAACAGCAGCAGCAGCAGCAACAACAGCAGCAGCAGCAGCAGCAGAACUCCGGUCAGUCGUCGAACCAACAGAAGCAGAAGCGACACCGGACCCGCUUCACCCCGGCUCAGCUCAACGAGCUGGAGAGAAGCUUCGCUAAAACUCACUACCCUGACAUCUUCAUGCGCGAGGAGCUGGCUUUAAGGAUCGGUCUCACCGAGUCCCGCGUGCAGGUCUGGUUCCAGAACAGACGCGCCAAGUGGAAGAAGAGGAAGAAGACUACCAAUGUCUUCCGCUCCCCGGGAACGCUGCUUCCCACACACGGCCUGCAGCAGUUCUCCGCCGCGGCAGCCAUGGAGAACAGCUUGUGUUCCUUCCAUGCCAACGAUUCGCGUUGGGCCACGGGGAUGCCCGGGGUGUCCCAGCUGCAGCUCCCGCCAUCGCUUGGUCGCCAGCCCGGCAUGCCGCAGUCCUUGUCACAGUGCAGCCUCGGACCCGGACCCCCCAACUCAAUGGGCCUUUCCAACGGCCUGUCCUCCAAUGGCUCCGGGCUGCAGUCCCACCUCUACCAGACGCAUUUUCCAGGAAUGUCGGCCUCUAUUUCGGGACCCAACAACGGGGGCUCCCCGCAGCUGUGUAGCUCCCCGGACAGUGAUAUGUGGAGAGGGACAAGCAUCGCGUCUCUUCGACGCAAGGCGCUGGAGCACACAGUUUCCAUGAGUUUCACCUAG